This is a messenger RNA of Peromyscus leucopus (white-footed mouse), 544 nucleotides long. RefSeq names its product chromosome 1 C19orf33 homolog (gene C1H19orf33). The record is from RefSeq and is a predicted model, not a curated record. NCBI's taxonomy places the organism in Eukaryota, Metazoa, Chordata, Mammalia, Rodentia, Cricetidae. Gene Ontology annotation, cellular component: nucleus. Bases 162 to 467 code for a protein of 101 amino acids. The transcript has 4 exons.
AGCGGCAUGCAAUGAAUGAGUCAGGGCCUUAGAGUUGAGGGGUGCAAAGGUCCGGAGGGUGGGGCUUCGCAGAAUUCCUGAGGCGGGGCAGGUCGCGCGGCCCCACCCCCUGCCCCAGGCAUGGCCUAAGCCUUCCGACCUUCCAGACCGUGAUCAUCGCCAUGGAUUUCGACCUGUCCGCAGCCGUGGGCCCUGGUUCUAAGAAGCCAGAGGGGACGGGUCAAGUGGGAAACCCCAAGCACUGUCCCCCUAAAGCUCCGGGCCGACCUGAGGCAGGCGCUGCUCACAAGCCAAGGCAUGGCUCCGGCAGCUCCUCUGACUCCAGCAGCAGCAGCAGCAGCUCCAGCGACUCAGAGGGGGAGGGAAAGAAGCACGCCACCGGCUGCAAGAAGCAUGAACGCUCCUCGGACAAGGCCAAGAAACCCAAGGUGAAGAAGGAGAAGAAAAAGGAGAAGGCCCCCCACUAAGCUAUUAAAGCUUGCAGCCCGCCCCGCUCCCCAGCGCCCCCUGCCGGUCAGGAGCGGAGGCCGCGCUGAGCCCAUCA